UCCAAUUAACGUGUCAACAUAAGAUAUAUAAAAAAUGGCUAACUUAAGAAAUGAAAGAAAAUUUAGAAAUUAUAUCAGUGCUUUAGUUGCUACUUUCAAAACAGGAGAAGCGCUUGAAAAUUUUACUCAACAAGGAUUAUUAGCUGUGCAUAAUCAUAUACAAAAUAAAGUAGGAAAUUUGCCACCUUGCUUAAACCAAUGUAGUCAAAAUGGCGGAGAUAUAAACAGGUGGUGUGUUACAUGUAUCAGCUGGCGACAAGAGUUAGAAAACUUCAUUCCACGUGGCGUUCGAAGAAAUUGGCAAGACACAGCUUCAUGGUGUUGGCCAAAUGGAGCAAAAGAAAUCGCUGAAGUAUUUGUUUUUAAAUUUCCUGGACAGGGUAAUAGGAACAUUAAUUUAAAAGAUCUGAGCACAAUAUUUAAUGUAUGGAAUCGUUGCAAACAGUUCCAAAGGCCCGUCGUAAAUUUGUUGGAAAUUCUCAAGGAGUCUCGAAAUGAGCUUGCACAUAACAACGCUAACAUGAAACUUUCGAAUGCAAAGAAGACAUUGAUAUUUCAACAAAUUAACAAUGUUGUAUCACAUCCUGACAUUCAGCAAACCAUACAUAACCAUGCAGAUUUUCUACAAACACUUCAUGAAUUGGAAAAUGGAGAACUAUUUAUGGAGGAUUUCGAACGUGCCCUCCAUGCCAUUGGAUUGCAAAACGCAGAAAUAGAAACUAGAUUAAAUGACCUUUCAUCGACUGUGAAUGAAACCAACAGAAAGAUGUUGACACAUAUUUUUUGCUUAUCUGUUUUCAUCGUCAUUUUGGUAUUUGCAGUUCUGUUUAAAGAACCACCGGCCUACAUUGCUCAACAGAUUAUACGGCUAAAUAAUAUGCCUAUGCAAGCUACAAUGGAUCCCAUAAACGAACGUAUGUCAAAGAUGACUUUAUCGUCGCAAGCGGGUAAGUUGUAACAAAUAAACUCUGAA
This is a messenger RNA of Ruditapes philippinarum (Manila clam), 973 nucleotides long. RefSeq lists its product as uncharacterized. The record is from RefSeq and is a predicted model, not a curated record. Lineage: Eukaryota; Metazoa; Mollusca; Bivalvia; Venerida; Veneridae. Bases 35 to 958 code for a protein of 307 amino acids. The transcript has 2 exons.